GUUUGUUUGGUCAUGUGACCCGUUCUCCCCGAUCACGUGUCUUCGCGGAGUCCGUAGUUACGGUUGCUAUGGUGAAGAAGAUGGUGCGGGAGGCCAUCCGAAUCUACUGCCGCCUCCGACCGAAUAGCCGCCGCCACACCUCCGGGAUCUAUUCCAUCAACCAUGAGGAAUCCGGAGGCUCCUCGCUGGAGAUCACCGUUCCUCGGGAUCUGGCGGACGGAUUCGUUAAUAAUAAGCGGGAGAAUUACAGGUUCAGAUUUCAAGAGACCUUCGAUCAAGACGAGAGGCAAGAAGCCGUAUUCGAUUGUAUCGCCAAGCCGGUCGCAGAGAGUGUCCUGACCGGCUACAAUGGCACCAUCUUCGCCUACGGGCAGACCGGCAGCGGCAAAACCUUCACGAUCACCGGAGGAGCCGAGCGUUACGGCGACAGAGGAAUCAUCCCAAGGACCCUCUCCUAUAUAUUCGAGGAGUUCCAGAAGGACAGCAGUAAAGUGUACACCCUCCACAUCUCCUACCUGGAGAUCUACAACGAGUGCGGCUACGAUCUGCUGGACCCCAGACACGAGGCCUCCAAGCUGGAAGAUCUCCCAAAAGUGUCCAUCAUGGAGGAUCCUGACCAGAACAUCCAUCUGAAGAACUUGUCCCUUCACCAGGCCAACACCGAGGAGGAGGCCCUCAAUCUGCUCUUCUUGGGGGACACAAAUCGCAUGAUAGCUGAGACUCCGAUGAAUCAGGCGUCCACCCGAUCUCACUGCAUCUUCACCAUGCACCUCUCCAGCAAGGAGCCCGGCUCCGCCACCGUCCGCCGCUCCAAGCUGCACCUGGUAGAUCUGGCUGGAUCUGAGAGAGUUGCCAAGACGGGAGUGGGGGGGCAGCUUCUAACGGAGGCCAAAUACAUCAACUUAUCUCUGCACUACUUGGAGCAGGUGAUCAUUUCCCUGGCGGAGAGGAAUCGAUCACACAUCCCGUAUAGGAACUCCAUGAUGACCUCCGUUCUGCGGGACAGUCUGGGAGGAAACUGCAUGACGACCAUGAUUGCCACGCUGUCUAUGGAGAAGAGGAACAUUGACGAAUCGAUCUCUACGUGUCGCUUCGCCCAGCGAGUGGCUCUCAUAAAGAACGAAGCCCUUCUGAACGAGGAGAUCGACCCUCAACUGAUGAUUGUUCGUCUGAAGAAGGAGAUCCGGGUCCUGAAAGAUGAACUGGCUCUGGUUACUGGGGAGCCGCGGACGGAUGACCUGACUCCGGAAGAGACACAAAGGCUGGAUGAGCAGAUACACAAUUUCCUCGAUGAUGGAGACCCCGAGAGCGCCUUAGACAUUGGCGCAGACAUGCGGAAAAUUCACUACGGCUUUACUGUACUGAAGAGACUUUUCCGUGACCGGAAACCAUCUGAAACCGUCGGAAUCUCUUCUCCUGAGACCACCACAGAAAGACCGGGAUCUUCUAGUGUCCGUCCCGAAGAAAUGAAGAAGCUUCGAGAUCUUCUACAGCAAAGAGACAAUGAAAUCAAUAUUUUAGUCAGCAUGUUGAAGAAGGAGAAGAAGAGGAACCAGGAUGCCACCUAUGAAAUGAGCCAGUCUGGAGGCCAGCUUCGUUCACCCAGCGAUGCCAGCCUUGGUGGAAGACCAGCAUGGAAGGCUCCUCCCACACCCAAGGCUUCAUCCCUCCAGCAAGCCGGCAACAGCAUGGCGACAGAGUCCAGACCCCUGGCUUUCCAGAAGAGGACAGGGGAGAAAAUGUCUUUGGGCCGCCAAGAAGCAUUUGAAAUCUUCAAGCGCGAUUAUCCGGAUAGAGUCGGCAUUGAAGACAACAAAGCGCUCCUCAAGCAAAGGUUUGCAGAAGCCAAAUCCUUGGGGGAAGAAGUGAAUAAUGUGAGGAAGAGAAUCAAUCACCUGAAGGGGGAGGUGGAGAAGAGAAGGAUGCAGAGAGCAGCGUUGGGUGUUUCCAGCUCCUCAGAUGAACUGAACGAGUAUGACCCAGCCGAGGAUGAACUGCGAGGUCAGAUGGAAGACGAAAAAAAAAGGUACAAAACCCUCUUCAAUCGCCUGAAGAGCUUGAAGACGGAAAUCGAACAUUUGCAGCUUCUCCUGGAGAAGGCGAAGGUCAGACUUCUGAAGGACUUUGAGGAGUGGUGGUCCGAGGAGACCUCCGACUUACAGAACCGGACAGAACGGAACGCAGGCGGCGCGGCUCCGCCUCCCCGCUCACUUUCUUCCAGUGUGUCAGAGAACUCGGAUUUCAUGGCCAGCAGAACAGCAAGCAGUCUGCAGCGUCCCCCAUCCCCCCACAGAGUUCCUCGGUCCGCCAAAACUCCGAUCCCGCUCACCGGCGACAGCCAGACGGACGCCGACAUCCUGGCGUUUGUGAAGGCGCGGCAGAACCUCCUGCAGAGGAAAGAUCUGUGCAGUAAUCCCGUGUGA
Rana temporaria (common frog) is the source of this 2423-nucleotide messenger RNA. It is a transcript of the gene KIF6, whose product is annotated as kinesin family member 6. NCBI's taxonomy places the organism in Eukaryota, Metazoa, Chordata, Amphibia, Anura, Ranidae. Bases 69 to 2423 code for a protein of 784 amino acids. Gene Ontology annotation, molecular function: ATP binding; microtubule motor activity; microtubule binding. The record is from RefSeq and is a predicted model, not a curated record. Gene Ontology annotation, biological process: microtubule-based movement. The transcript has 22 exons.